Messenger RNA from Metarhizium robertsii ARSEF 23, 303 nucleotides. Its product is annotated as Ankyrin repeat-containing domain protein. The coding region runs from base 1 to 303 and encodes 100 amino acids. Lineage: Eukaryota; Fungi; Ascomycota; Sordariomycetes; Hypocreales; Clavicipitaceae. The record is from RefSeq and is a predicted model, not a curated record. The transcript has 2 exons.
AUGAAGGCCUUCGCAACAACCCUAUUCGCCCUCAUCAAUGUCAUCAUUGGGCUAGCUACUGCUAGUCCAGGAGCAAACGCUUCGUUUGUCGGCCGAGCCGACUAUACAGAAAACCCGAGCUAUAGAAUGCUGCAAGACAUGACAGACAAACAGCUGCUUGCACUUCGUGACUUGAAAGACUACGUCGAUCGUAUCUACACGGACCUGGAAUUGAAAGAGUUCGUCGAUCGUAUCUAUUACGCGGAGCAGGAUUUGCAUGCGGCAGUGGGUGUAAAUGAUAUUCGCUUCUCGAAGCCGAAUUGA